UCUCUCUCUCUCUCUCUCUCUGGAUUUAGAAAGAAGAAAGUUGAUCAUGAGAAUGGGGGUCAUGCUUCUGAAGAUCAGAAUCAGUCUCUUCUUCUUCUCCUUCCUCCUCCUCCUCCUCCUCCUCCUCCUCCUCCUCUUCCCAGCAUCACUUUUCACAUCUUGUCAUGCAGGUCGACAUCUCAAGUCCAUGGAUAAGUUGGCCAAGGAGGUGGAUAUGAGUGAAAAGAGUGAUCAAGAGGAAGCAUGGAAAGAGACAACGUCAUCAUCCUCAUCAACAACGGAAGAGGAAUUAGCAGAGACCAUCAUCCAUGAAAGGCUACUUAAAGUGAAUGCCAAGGACUAUGGAAGGCAUGAUCCAGCACCGGCGCUUGUCAGGCCGCCCUUCAAGCUCAUUCCCAACUGAUGAAGAGCCCAAUGACUUGCCAAGAAGAGAGCACUACAUGCCAUUACGUAUUAAAAACUAUAAAUCAAUAAAAUUAUUAACUACUCUCAAGAUAUUAUGUAGCAUGUAUUACUGUAAAUUGAAGUCUCAUCUAUAUAUAAGAGUGGUGGUAGUUAUUUAA
Messenger RNA from Rhodamnia argentea, 563 nucleotides. Its product is annotated as protein CASPARIAN STRIP INTEGRITY FACTOR 2-like. Lineage: Eukaryota; Viridiplantae; Streptophyta; Magnoliopsida; Myrtales; Myrtaceae. The record is from RefSeq and is a predicted model, not a curated record. Bases 47 to 403 code for a protein of 118 amino acids. The transcript is spliced from 3 exons.